UGUAGGGGAUCAAUGAGCAGCGGGACAUUUGUAUAAGGAUCUGCCACUGUUUAAUGGGGCCGUCCUGCAGCACGGGGGGCCGGUGAGAGAGAGAACAAGAUGGAGAGGAGGAGACUCAGUGCUGCUGGAUACAGACUGGUUCCAUAUGGAUCAGGAAUCACAGAGAUGAACAGGGAGAGGAGAGAAGGGCUUGGUGCAAGGAAGCAGACAGGAAGUGACACAAACAGGAAGUUCCCUACAUGCAAUGGCUUUGUUGCCAGAUCUGCCCACAGUAACCAACCUCCGGUGCUUCAGAAACCUCACGCCCAGGAGAUGAAUUCUGCCCCAAAAGCCCAACAGAACCAAAUGCCCCAACUUUGCACAGUAACUGGGGGGAAGCUGAUUGUAAUCCCCAAAUUAACAAAACACACACAGCCUGAUGCUGAGGAAAAGCUACAUGGAAGUCAGAAAAAGAUAAACAUUAUUUUAGGGAAAAACCUAAAGCCAGGAAAGGCCCAAAGCACAAAGCAAACUGUGUUCCCUAAACCAUUUGGGGUUAUAAAUCCGUUUGUCUGUGUUAAGUGCAAGAGAAGGUUCGGCAGCAAUGGGAACCUCCUCAUCCAUCAGCGCAUUCACACAGAGAGACCGUUCUCUUGCACUGAUUGUGGGAAAUGUUUCUCCCACAGAACCAUCCUCCGAGAGCACCGCCGGGCUCAUAUGGGAAAGGGGCCCUUCCCCCACAGCACUGGGGGCAAUAAAAUCCCAUCAGGUAAGGGCAACUUUCAGAGGCACCAAGGGGCGAGUGCUAAAGGGAAACCACUUACCUGCACUGAGUGUGGGAAAUCAUUCAAAUACAAGUCUGAUUUGCGCGUACAUGAACGCACACACACCGGGGAGAAACCUUAUGUUUGUACCCAAUGUGGUAAAGGCUUUUCCCAGAAGGCGAAUCUUAAUACACAUUCAGUUAUUCAUUCUACAGAGAAACCUUUUAGCUGCACAGAGUGUGGGAAAUGUUUCCGUUUUAAGCAAAAGCUCAAAUCUCAUGAGAAGACUCACAGUGGGGUUAAAGAUUUUGCCUGUACAGAGUGUGGGAAAUCAUUCAGACGCAAAUCUGAGUUGCGUGUACAUGAAUGCACACACACCAGGGAGAAACCUUAUGUUUGUAGCCAAUGUGGUAAAGGCUUUUCCCAGAAGGUGCAUCUUGAAUCACAUUCACUUAGUCAUUCUACAGAGAAACCUUUUAGCUGCACAGAGUGUGGGAAAUGUUUCCGUUUGAAGCAACAUCUCAAAUCUCAUAUGAAGACUCACACUGGGGUUAAAGAUUUUGUCUGUACAGAGUGUGGGAAACAGUUCACUCAAAAACACAGCCUCCGCCAUCACCUGCUGAUUCACACCGGUGAGAAACCAUUUGUGUGUAAUGUGUGUGGGAAAGGCCACAGGCGUAAGAGGCAUCUAGAAGUUCAUCUGCGCAUUCACACAGGAGAGAAACCCUUUGCCUGCACAGAGUGCAAUAAAACCUUCCGAUCAGAUCGUUGGCUCCAUGCCCACAAACUGACUCACACUGGUGUGAAGCCUUUUCAAUGCAAAGAGUGUGAUCAGUCCUUCACAACGAAAAGAAGCCUUACAAACCAUUUACUUAUACAUUCAACAAAGGAACCUUUUAUCUGCACAGAGUGUGGGAAAUGUUUCCGUAUGAAGGGCUAUCUCAAAUCUCAUGAGAAGACUCACACUGGGGUUAAAGAUUUUGCCUGUACAGAGUGUGGGAAACAAUUCAUUGACAAACACAGCCUCCGCCAACACCAGCUGAUUCACACCGGUGAGAAACCAUUUGUCUGCAGUGAGUGUGGGAAAAGCUACAGGCAGAAGAGGAACCUAAAUGUUCAUCUGCGAGUUCACACAGGAGAGAAACCCUUUGCCUGCACAGAGUGCAAUAAAACCUUCCGAUCAAGGAGAUGGCUAAAUGACCACAAACUGACUCACACUGGCCUGAAGCGCUUUCAGUGCAAUGAGUGUAGUAAAUUCUAUAAAACAAAGUCAGACCUUAACGCUCAUCAUCGGACACAUACAGGAGAGAAACCCUACCCCUGUGCUGAAUGUGGGAAGAGUUUUUCCACAAAGAAAAGCUUACACCAACACGGUGGCACUCACACUGGGAUAAAGCCAUACGCCUGUACAGAGUGUGGGAAAUGUUUUAGACAAAAGAUUGAUCUGAAAUACCACCAAUCUAUCCAUACUGGGGAGAAACCAUUUCAGUGUACAGAGUGUGGGAAAAGCUUUCCAUCUCAAAGAGUGCUUAAUAUUCAUCAACGCAUUCAUACAGGGGAGAAACCAUUUCAGUGUACGGAAUGUGACAAAUGCUUCUGUUAUAGACAGUCUCUUACAGCUCAUCAGCGGAUUCACAUUGGGAUUAAAGCUUUUGGAUGCACCGAGUGUGGGAAACAGUUCCUGACCAAGUGCAACCUCCAGCAGCACCUGAUGAUUCACACCGGUGAGAAGCCGUUUGUCUGUACCGAGUGUGGGAAACAGUUCCUGACCAAGCGCAGCCUCCAGCGGCACCUGAUGAUUCACACCGGUGAGAAGCCAUUUGUCUGUACUGAGUGUGGGAAACAGUUCCCGGCCAAGUACAGCCUCCUGCGGCACCUGAUGGUUCACACCGGUGAGAAGCCAUUUGUCUGUACUGAGUGUGGGAAAAGCUACAGGUACAAGAGAGUCCUAAAUAUUCAUAUGAAUUCUCACACAGGAGAGAAACCUUCAGCCUCUAGAGAUUGUGGCAAAUCCUCUGAAUCAGACACGCGUUUCACACAAAUAUAAAGACUAUUAAGGGCACCGUGCAUGGAAAUGUUUUCACAACAAAUACAGAACCCCAGGUUCCUGGGAGAACUUGCACUAAGGAGAAGGGCUUUUAUACAGGGGGGUCACUUGAGGGAGCCAGGUCCCCCCUUUAAAAGAAUUCCCUGCUGUCUGGGGUGGCAGUGGGGGCUGGUGUGGGAGUUGGUACGGUACCGCUGAGCCUGUGACCACCUGAGCCACCGUCUCCCCCGGCUGUAUUGCAGUUUAGUGACUGCUUUCUUAUGUAACCGUGCCUUUCCAUGAAAUUAAAUAAUGACAGUCGUGGCCAUUACUGGCUGAUAAUACCCCACACAAGAAAAAUGACACUAUGUUUAGAUUUGGGUGAAAGCGCAAAAAUCUGGUGAAUGCUAUUGGGUGACAGAAGACCAGGAAAACUGAAAAUAUUUGGGUUAACAGCUCUGUGUUAGCUUGUUUGUUCAUAAUCAACAUGUGCUGUGCAUGCCCUCUGUAUUCUGUCCCUGCUUGAGACAUGAAAACUCUAGACGGGGAUUGGGAUUCAAAAUAGUCCCUGGCAUUUCCAGUACACAGAGUCUGUCUCUCAGCAGGAGUUAGAGUCAGUUUUUGAUUGAUAUUUACAUCUAAAACAUCCUUUGGGGGGCUCUCUUUGCCUAGAAGAUGUUUUAGAACUCAUACUUUCAAAAUAACUAACUCCGGCACAAAUCCUGCACGGAGAGAGAAAGCUGCUGAGUGAGGGAUUGUGAGGAGUAAUGUGAUUAUUUCGGGAACAGUAUAGAAUUUGUCAUUUAUAUUAAGAAAGUUUCUUAUUUCCUUGAGAUGAAGCUGGUAUUAAAUGUAAUUUUCACAAUAGCUCCCCUUAGCCUGCCAAGCACGUAUGCCCUAUACACUGGCAGGUUAAGGCUCUAUUAGCCAAGAACAUAUGUUCUUGUGCAGGUACAGGUUUCUUUCUCGACUAGGUAGGUCCUCUGCGCCCAGCCUUCCAGACCUCAUGCAUCAAACCCCCAGCAAUAGAGCCGCACUCUGAGCCAAUGUCC
This is a messenger RNA of Xenopus tropicalis (tropical clawed frog), 3821 nucleotides long. Its product is annotated as zinc finger protein 665-like. Gene Ontology annotation, cellular component: nucleus. Bases 100 to 2790 code for a protein of 896 amino acids. Gene Ontology annotation, molecular function: identical protein binding. The record is from RefSeq and is a predicted model, not a curated record. The transcript is spliced from 2 exons. Lineage: Eukaryota; Metazoa; Chordata; Amphibia; Anura; Pipidae.